Messenger RNA from Lodderomyces parapsilosis, 1980 nucleotides. RefSeq names its product UV-damaged DNA-binding protein (gene RAD7). The coding region runs from base 1 to 1980 and encodes 659 amino acids. Gene Ontology annotation, cellular component: SCF ubiquitin ligase complex. The record is from RefSeq and is a predicted model, not a curated record. Gene Ontology annotation, biological process: SCF-dependent proteasomal ubiquitin-dependent protein catabolic process. The transcript has a single exon. Lineage: Eukaryota; Fungi; Ascomycota; Pichiomycetes; Serinales; Debaryomycetaceae.
AUGGCUAGAGGAUUCAGAAAAUCAGGAGGUGUCAAGGGCCCCAGCUCAGCUUUAACUGAGUUUUUGAAAAGCGAAGGUAUCACUGACGCGUUUCGACAAAGACGUGCAAGAGAGGCGGAAGCUGGCGCAACGGAAAACACCACAGGAACCACCACCGGUACCACCACUCAAGAAACAACUCCUGGUGCGGAACCAGCAACUGUUGCGGAAGAUCAGCGUGAUGGCAUACCUAUAGCCAGCUCUUCUGGUGCAAGUAGCCCUGUUGUUUCACGUCGCGCUUCACGUCGCCAGCUGUCUACUUCCACAAAACGAGAAGAAGACGAGGAUGAUGAGAUUGUUGAAAUGAGAAAAGCUGCUAAACGUAAAUUAAGAGCUGCAAGACGUGGUGCAAAUGGUACUAGUCGCAAACGAGGCUUACCCGGUGAUAGUAGUGAUAGUGACAAUGACAGCAGCGACGAUAGCAAUGCAGACGACGAUUACAGUGAUGACGCAGAAGAUCUAGACAAUGCAAAUAUGAGAGCUUUUGGUGAUCAAGACACUUGUGUAGAUUGUGGAGACAAGUUUGAACUUUCAGUGUAUUCGAGAUUCAUCAAGGAGAAAUCGGGGUACUUGUGUGAUUCUUGUAAUAAAGUAUUGAAAGAACGUGAACGAAAAGCAAGAACUAAUCAGUUGAACGCUAGAAAAAAGAGGAAAAGAGUGGCACAAGCUUUAUUGAAUAGAACCACGGUCAAGAUACCCAAAUUGCAAGAUGUUUGUAUCAAAAAAAUUACACAAAACAUUGAAGACGUUGAUGUGUUGGGCGAUAUUGGGCAGGUGAAUUUGAACAAGAUAUCGCUGAUUUUGUCAAAGAAUAGGUCUUUGAAUGACAAAACAAUCUCGCUAUUCUUGUCCCCCGAUUUGAAGAAUAUUUCCUUUUGGGAUUGUUCCAAUGUUGAUUCAGAUUCGUUGAACAAAAUUGCUUCGUAUUGUCCCAAUUUGGAAUCAUUGACCUUGUUUAUGUGCGGACAGUUGCAUAACGAUAAUUUGGAGUACUUUGCAUCAAAUUUAACUCAAUUACACUCACUUGCAUUGAAUGGUCCAUUUUUGAUUAGUGACAAGAUGUGGCAAGCAUACUUUGAUAAAAUUGCAGGAAAAUUGCAAGUGUUUGAAGUGAGAAAUACUCAUAGGUUUGGCAACGAUUCGCUUUCAAGCUUGUUGGAAAAAUGUGGUAUAGAUUUGACUUCGUUGAAGUUGUCGCGAUUGGAUGGGAUAACAACCCAAGACGCCUAUAGUAAAAUAUCCAACAGCAUAUCGCAAUCAAGGCUCACCCAUCUCGAGAUAUCUUAUCCUACUAAUGAAGAUUUGAUUACUGAUGACAUGAUUAUAGAUAUUUUGAAAAAAAGUGGUGAAUCCUUGGUUUCAUUGAAUGUUGAUGGUUGCUCAGCUUUAACCGAGAAGUUUUUACUUGAAGGGGUAUCCAAGUACUGCCAUAAUUUGACCAAGCUUUCAAUGAAAAACUUGGAUCAAGUCUCCAAUGAAGGAUUUGCAGCAGCUUUCAAUCAAUUUUCCGAAGUUAAUGCUGGUGGAUUGAUUGAGGUCAACUUGAUGAAAUGUACCGACUUGGGAGACGAAGCAAUUUAUGCUUUGUUAAACCACUCUUGUCAUACUUUAGUUGAACUUAGUAUAAACUCAUUACAUCGAAUUUCAAGCGACUUUUUGUCUCAAAUUUUCACAGAUGACAAUCAUCAGUUUAAGAAGCAAUUAAAAGAGAGGUACGAUGAAGAUCUGAAUAUUAAAUACUACCAUCAAGUUGCUUUGCCUUUGUUAACUUAUUUGGAUGCAUCCUUUGUUAGAGCUGUUGAUAAUGAGAUUUUAUCGUUGCUUGGCGACAGUUGUCCAAAGAUGCAAAUUAUUGAAGUGUAUGGGGACAAUAGAUGUAAUGGGAAGGCGUCUCUCAGAGAUGGAUUGAUGGUUAUUGGUCGUCAGACUGAUGAAAUAUAA